AUGUUGCAUGCUUGGUCCAUCAAAUCAUCCUCGAAUGGUUUUAUUGCCAAGCCGUCCAUAUCAACUGAAUUAGAAUUAACAGCAUUUAAAUGGUCGAACACAAUUAAUCAAAUUGAUAUUUUACAUUGGUUUGGUAAUUGGUAUAUAGUUCCAUCAUCAAAUCCAACAAUAGCACCAGCAAUGUGGCUUCAGAUGUAUCAAAUGCAGCAAUGGCAGACAUUUAAUGACUUUAUCAUUUGGUUAAAAUCAUAUUAUUUAGUUUCACCACUUCAUUCAUGUACUUGUCCAAAUGGUAUGAAAUUAUAUAUAUGUAAACAUUCAUUUGGUUUAGCGAUGAUAUUUAACAUAUAUAAAAUUAAAGACAAAACACGUUCGGAACUUCUAGGUCAACGACGAGGUAAAAGUAGAUCAAAAAAAGUAAAAUCUGCUCUAGAAUUUUGA
Messenger RNA from Rotaria socialis, 441 nucleotides. The record is from the annotation of a GenBank genome assembly. Lineage: Eukaryota; Metazoa; Rotifera; Eurotatoria; Philodinida; Philodinidae.